CCCCGGCAUGGAGACGUGGCAGCGGCCCUGGUCAUAUGAUCACAGCCCGGGCUCGAACCCCUCCCCGCCUCGGCAGCAGCAGGACUUCCUCUAAAACCAGCCACUUUACCCAGUGUGUGACACAACGUCCACGUCCUACGAAUUUCAAUUUUCAAAUAUCUGCUGUACUUUAUUGAUUCGCACAGGCUCAGUGUGGUUAGUUUGUAGGGGCGGUGGACGACCCCAGAAUAGUCUGCCUUUUGGACUUUACUGCUGACGUUUACACUGGGCUGCAAAUAGCUUCCGAUUCCCCCCGGCGGUGGUCGGGCAGAUCGGGGCUGACUGCUGGCUCAACCCCCGGUACUCUGCACUCCGAUGGAGGAACAGCCCAGAGACCGGCCGCCAGAGAGACACUAUCCCCGCCACCAGCACCCCCACGCCGAAGACAGACCCUCCGCGGCGGACCUGAAUGGGGUGAAACAUGAGCAGAUCCACCUCCAGCACCAGGAAACGCAGGCGAAGAAAACAGGAAGCAGAAGGUUGACCGGCGGAUCGGAGCACGACGCCGCGGAGAAGACCUCGGCCUGCCCGGCGGGCAUGUCCCAUCCCCCCGGUAGCCAUGGCAACCGACACGUGAUCAACUCCACCCUGAAGCAGACCCACCCCGGCUCCGCCUCCUCGACGCUCGCCUCCGCCGCCGGGCCCCCGAGGGCCGCCGGCCGGAACAACGCCGCCGCGGAGCUGCGGAGGCAGCAGAGCUCCGACCAGCUGAGGCCCGGGAAGGACAAGGAGGCGGCGCCGGUCCCCAACGGGCUGCCCGGCGGCCCGCUCACCAACGGGUACUCCAGCGGCGGCAGGCCAGCCGCCGACGGGCCGGGCGAGGGCGGCUACAGCAGCCAGAAGAGGCUGAGGGCCCGCGGCGGCGGUGCCGCCAUGGUCCGCAACGCCGAGAACAUGAUCCGGGAGGCGGAGAGGGAACCUCGGGGCCCCCCCAGCCCCGACGCCCUUGACAAGGGCCUGUCCUCCCGGCUGGAGGGGCCCCCCCGCACGGCCCCCCGAGGCGAGGGCCCCGGCGCCACGGCGGUCGACCCCCAGAGGAAGAACGGCGAGGGGAAGGGCGUGGCGGUGUUCGGGAAGAAACCCGACGAGAAGCACAAAGGCGGCGGCGGCAAGCACUUGUCGCCCCCCUCCAAGGAGGACUCGUGGACGCUGUUCAAGCCCCCGCCCGUGUUCCCCGUGGACAACAGCAGCGCCAAGAUCGUCCCCAAGAUCAGUUAUGCAAGCAAGGUCAAGGAGAACCUCAACAAGGAGGCGGCGGCGGCGGCGGCGGCGGCUGUGGCCCCGCCCCCCGCCCCCGUCAGACUGUCCCAGGUGCCCAUGUCCGCCAUGAAGACCAUCUCCUCCGUUAGCUUUACCAACGGGCCCCUCCCGGGGAACGGACACCCUCUUGGGGGGACGUACUUCGCCCCGGGCGCGGCCCAGGCCUCGUGUCUCCCCCCCGGGGAGGCGGGGGCCGCGGCGGGGCCCGGCGGUGACGGGGACGCCUUCGAACUGAAGAAGUGCGCCCUGCUGAUCUACCCUUUAAAUAUGCAACCCGUGCUGCCCAGCGCGCGGCCCCACGACCCGCAGGCACCGCCGACCAAUCAGAAGGCCUUGGGGGAGAUCUUCCAGAACCAGUGGGGGCUGUCCUUCAUCAACGAGCCCGGCCUGGGGCCCGAGGGCGGGGACAAGGCGGCGGCGGCGGCGGCGGCGGCGGCGGCGGCGGCGGCGGGCCCCCCGGCCCCGGAGCCCGUCACGUUCGCCCCGGACUCUAGAAGGACUUGCGUCCCCCACGGCCGCUCGGCCACCUUCGGGCCCCUCACCCCCGAGAGGGAGGACGAGGACAAGCCCGGGGUGAGGGGCCCCGAUAAGGCUCGGCUGGAGCCCAGGGGCCCGACCGGCGGCGGGGGCGGGGCGCAGGCCAGAGAGGGCGGGGCUAAGACGGGCCCCUCCUCCCUGCCCACGCUGACGUUUGGGUCGUCCAAGGACCGUAGCCCCCCCGGGGGUCUGGACCGGAGGGCGAGCUGGGGCGCGUUCGACGUCAGAGCUGCUGUCACCUAUCACACUAAAGAAAUCGAAUACAUUUUCAACCUGCAAAAACAAGAUCCAAAAAGGGUGGUGGUGUAUAAGGAGAGCCAAGAUGGAGGCCACCAGUGAGCCCUCUACGCUGGGCCAGCCUCCCCUGGGGCCAGCCCUCACCUGGGGACGGUCUCACCUGGCGCUGCGGUCUACAACGUCCUGAAGUCCGGACUCCUGUGGGACGACAACACCAGCGGUUGUGAAGCGAGAGCGAGGGGGUGACGCUGGGACCACACUGCGGAGCUCGGGGCGUGGGGCGGAAGGGCCCGUAACAUUUAGAAACCAAGACUUCGGGGCGUCUCCGGGCACGAACCCUGGGAGGGGAGCGACACUGCGUCGGACGUCCAUCUCACGGCUUCCUCUGACUCCCGUCGAGGGGAGGGGCCAGUGUAGCUUGGCCACACCCCUCUAGUCCCCCCCCCCCCCCCCCCCCCCCCUGUCCCUGUCCCGUCGGCCAACGAACUGUGGCGACCUCCAGUCUGACUCUAUGCCGGCCGCGGGGCCGGGUCGCUGCGAUGGGGAACUCUUUGUGCGGUGAGUGGAGCGAGGGAGAGGUGACGGUGGAACGCUUAAAAAAACAAAAACAGAAAAAAAAAAAAAAAAAAAAACCAGAGGAGGAGCCGAGCGCCUUGAUUGGCCGCUUGGUCUUCGCAC
Gadus macrocephalus (Pacific cod) is the source of this 2751-nucleotide messenger RNA. RefSeq names its product nuclear FMR1 interacting protein 2 (gene nufip2). Bases 355 to 2175 code for a protein of 606 amino acids. The record is from RefSeq and is a predicted model, not a curated record. Gene Ontology annotation, cellular component: nucleoplasm; cytoplasmic stress granule. The transcript has 4 exons. Gene Ontology annotation, molecular function: RNA binding. NCBI's taxonomy places the organism in Eukaryota, Metazoa, Chordata, Actinopteri, Gadiformes, Gadidae.